AUGUUCAAAUUCACCUACCAGAGCAACUCCAGCUUGGGAUCCGCGCGCUUUUCUCCCGCUUUCCAUCACCCCGCCCCAUUCUCCCUCCUUCCAUCACCCCGCCCCAUUCUCCCGCUUUCCAUCACCCCGCCCCAUUCUCCCGCUUUCCAUCACCCCGCCCCAUUCUCCCUCUUUCCAUCACCCCGCCUCAUUCUCCCGCUUUCCAUCACCCCGCCCCAUUCUCCCGCUUUCCAUCACCCGGCCCCAUUCUCCCGCUUUCCAUCACCCCGCCCCAUUCUCACGCUUUCCAUCACCCUGCCCCAUUCUCCCGCUUUCCAUCACCCCGCCUCAUUCUCCCGCUUUCCAUCACCCCGCCCCAUUCUCCCGCUUUCCAUCACCCCGCCCCAUUCUCCCGCUUUCCAGAACCACGCCACAUCCUCCCUCCUUCCAUCAGCCCGCCCCAUUCUCCCGCUUUCCAUCAAACUGCCCCAUUCUCCCUCUUUCCAUCACCCCGCCCCAUUCUCCCUCUUUCCAUCACCCCGCCCCAUUCUCCCGCUUUCCAUCACCCCGCCCCAUUCUCCCGCUUUCCAUCACCCUGCCCCAUUCUCCCGCUUUCCAUCACCCCGCCCCAUUCUCCCGCUUUCCAUCACCCCGCCCCAUUCUCCCGCUUUCCAUCACCCCGCCCCAUUCUCCCGCUUUCCAUCACCCCGCCCCAUUCUCCCGCUUUCCAUCACCCCGCCCCAUUCUCCCGCUUUCCAUCACCCCGCCCCAUUCUCCCGCUUUCCAUCACCCCGCCCCAUUCUCCCGCUUUCUAGCACCCCGCCCCCUUCUCCCGCUUUCCAUCACCUCGCCCCAUUCUCCCGCUUUCCAGCACCCCGCCCCAUCCUCCCUCCUUCCAUCACCCCACCCCAUUCUCCCGCUUUCCAUCACCCCACCCCAUUCUUCCUCUUUCCAUCACCCCGCCCCAUUCUCCCGCUUUCCAUCACCCUGACCCAUUCUCCCGCGUUCCAUCACCCCGCCCCAUUCUCCCGCUUUCCAUCACCCCGCCCCAUUCUCCCGCUUUCCAUCACCCCGCCCCAUUCUCCCGCUUUCCAUCACCCCGCCCCAUUCUACCGCUUUCUAGCACCCCGCCCCAUUCUCCCAAUUUCCAUCACCCCGCGCCAUUCUCCCGCUUUCCAUCACCCCGCCCCAUUCUCCCAAUUUCCAUCACCCCGCCCCAUUCUCUCGCUUUCCAUCACCCCGCCCCAUUCUUCCUCUUUCUAUCAUCCCGCCUCAUUCUCACGCUUUCCAUCACCCCGCCCCAUUCUCCCUCUUUCCAUCACCCCGCCCCAUUCUUCCUCUUUCUAUCAUCCCGCCUCAUUCUCACGCUUUCCAUCACCCCGCCCCAUUCUCCCGCUUUCCAUCACCCCGCCCAUUCUCCCGCUUUCCAUCACCCCGCCCCAUUCUCCCAAUUUCCAUCACCCCGCCCCAUUCUCCCGCUUUCCAUCACCCCGCCCCAUCCUCCCGCUUUCUAGCACCCCGCCCCCUUCUCCCGCUUUCCAUCACCUCGCCCCAUUCUCCCGCUUUCCAGCACCCCGCCCCAUCCUCCCUGGGUUUAGGGUUUAG
This is a messenger RNA of Closterium sp. Naga37s-1, 1584 nucleotides long. The record is from the annotation of a GenBank genome assembly. NCBI's taxonomy places the organism in Eukaryota, Viridiplantae, Streptophyta, Zygnematophyceae, Desmidiales, Closteriaceae.